Molecule: messenger RNA, 829 nt
Organism: Calypte anna (Anna's hummingbird)
Lineage: Eukaryota; Metazoa; Chordata; Aves; Apodiformes; Trochilidae
Gene: GAL
Product: galanin and GMAP prepropeptide
Exons: 7
Coding region: 84-755 (223 amino acids)
Cellular component (GO): extracellular region
Molecular function (GO): hormone activity
Source: RefSeq, a predicted model, not a curated record
GGUUCAGCAGGUGACAGGCUCGGGCCAGGCUGCCCGGAGCAGAGCUCCUCUGCCUGCUCAUCAGAGCGGCUUGGCCAGGGGGAAUGACUCAGGGGAGGCGGAGGAGAAGAUGGGAGGGAGGGCGGCUUUGGGCUCCCCUCCCCUUCCCCAGCGAUGCCCCCUCCGCCACGGCACAGCUGCCGCCCAUAAAGAGUGGAGGGACCUCAGCCUCGCAGCCCCGCACCCCGCAGCCUCGCAGCCCCGCACCCCGCAGCCUCGCAGCCCCGAAUCCCUCAGCCUCGCAGCCUCGCAGCCCCGCACGCUGGGCAUGCGGUGAGCGCCGUCCGGCAGCACCGCAGCCUUCGGAACCGCAGCGCCCGCUGAAACGCUGCGAGGGAGCGGCCGCCGCGCCCCAGCUCAAGAUGCAGAGGUGCGCGGGUUUCCUGUUUCUCUCUUUCAUCCUUUGUGCCGCUCUGUCAGAAACAUUCGGGCUGGUUUUCUCAGCAAAAGAAAAAAGGGGAUGGACUUUGAAUAGUGCUGGUUACCUGCUUGGGCCACAUGCAGUAGAUAACCACAGAUCUUUUAAUGACAAACAUGGAUUCACAGGUAAACGUGAACUGCAGCCUGAUGAUGAUGUUAAAGCAGGGAAUCUGGGAAGGACGCUGCCUGACGAGAACGUUGUGCGCACACUGAUCGAGUUCUUGACUUACUUGCACCUCAAAGAGGUGGGAGCACUUGACAAACUACCUUCACCAGAGGAAACAAACCAGUCUUGAAGAAGAGUGUAUUUUAUUUUGUUGUAAUGUAGAUUUAGAUUGAGUUCUAUACAAAAGAUUCAAAUGAGCUGAAG